GACUUCCUCCGGGGUCAUGAAGGAAGUUAUUUCCGGGUCGUGUAAUGUGGUGACGUCUUGACUGGUUUAUACCACAGCUGGUGAACAUCGCGGACUACACACCAAAGAAGAACUAGGAAACUGACUCUAUUUAACCAGAAUAACGGAGUCAUCGUCAAAGGCUCCACGCGUCGCGGUCAUCUUCUUCCGCUCCUCGCCCAGCGGGUCCACACCAGACAGUCAAGAUGGUGUUAGCAGAUCUCGGUAGAAAAAUCACCUCGGCGCUGAGGUCUCUCAGCAAUGCCACCAUCAUCAAUGAAGAGGUACUUAAUGCCAUGCUGAAGGAGGUGUGUGCCGCCCUCCUGGAGGCUGAUGUCAACAUCAAGCUGGUCAAACAGCUCAGAGAGAACGUCAAGUCGGCCAUAGACCUGGAGGAGAUGGCAUCAGGACUGAACAAGAGGAGGAUGAUUCAGCACUCAGUCUUUAAGGAGCUGGUCAAGCUGGUGGACCCUGGUGUGAAGGCCUGGACUCCAACCAAAGGGAAGAACAACGUCAUCAUGUUUGUCGGAUUGCAGGGCAGCGGGAAAACCACCACCUGCUCCAAGCUGGCCUACUACUACCAGAGGAAGGGGUGGAAGACGUGCCUCAUCUGUGCCGACACCUUCAGAGCCGGGGCCUUUGAUCAGCUCAAACAGAACGCUACCAAAGCCAGAAUUCCCUUCUACGGGAGCUACACGGAGAUGGACCCAGUGGUCAUCGCGGCAGAGGGUGUGGAGAAGUUCAAGUCUGAGAAUUUUGAGAUCAUCAUCGUGGACACCAGUGGCCGGCACAAGCAGGAGGACUCGCUGUUUGAGGAGAUGUUGCAGGUGUCCAACGCCGUGCAACCGGACAACAUCGUGUACGUGAUGGACGCCUCAAUCGGCCAGGCCUGCGAGGCCCAGGCCAAGGCCUUCAAGGACAAGGUGGACAUCGCGUCCGUGAUCGUCACCAAGCUGGACGGCCACGCCAAGGGGGGCGGAGCCCUGAGCGCAGUCGCCGCCACCAAGAGCCCCAUCAUCUUCAUCGGGACGGGAGAACACAUCGACGACUUUGAGCCCUUCAAGACACAGCCCUUCAUCAGCAAACUGCUGGGUAUGGGCGACAUCGAGGGUCUGAUUGACAAGGUUAACGAGCUCAAACUGGACGAUAACGAGGAGCUGAUCGACAAGCUGAAACAUGGUCAGUUCACACUCAGAGAUAUGUACGAACAGUUCCAGAACAUUAUGAAGAUGGGCCCCUUCGGACAGAUCAUGGUGAGUGGAUGGAUCCACACUCUGUGUGUGUGUGUGUGUGUGUGUGUGUGUGUGUUAGGGUUGGGAUUGCAGUGUAUAACCGAUUGUUUCCUGGGGUUGUUUCAGGGCAUGAUCCCCGGGUUCGGAACAGACUUCAUGAGCAAAGGCAACGAGCAGGAGUCCAUGGCCAGACUGAAGAAGCUCAUGACCAUCAUGGACAGCAUGAACGACCAGGAGCUGGACAAUAAGGACGGGGCCAAGCUGUUCAGCAAGGCGCCCAACAGGAUCCAGCGCGUGGCGCGGGGCGCGGGCGUGGCCCCCCGGGACGUCCAGGAGCUGCUCACGCAGUACACCAAGUUCGCCCAGAUGGUCAAGAAGAUGGGCGGCAUCAAGGGGCUCUUCAAAGGAGGAGACAUGUCCAAGAACGUCAACCCCUCUCAGAUGGCCAAACUCAACCAGCAGAUGGCCAAGAUGAUGGACCCCAGAGUUCUACACCAUAUGGGUGGGAUGGCCGGCCUCCAGUCCAUGAUGAGACAGUUCCAACAGGGCGCCGCUGGCAACAUGAAGGGCAUGAUGGGGUUCAACAACAUGUAACCACGGCUACGGCUCGACGCUUGACCAAUUAAAAAUGCUGAAGGAGCGAAGACGAGGAGGAGGAGGAGGAGGAGGAAGAGCUGUGGUGGAGACGGCAGUAACAUCCCAUAAUACUGUCUGUUAGAGCAGGGGCAGUUGCAGAGGUGAUAGUUUUAAUUGUAAAGAGGAGCAUAAGGCCUGAUCUCACAGGCCCUAAUAUAAGCUGCUGUCGGCGGACGGCCGGGCAACACUCAUUGUAAGAUGUAUUCGUCAUGUUGUAAUUAAAGUUUGUACACCAUA
This is a messenger RNA of Gadus macrocephalus (Pacific cod), 2123 nucleotides long. RefSeq names its product signal recognition particle 54 (gene srp54). NCBI's taxonomy places the organism in Eukaryota, Metazoa, Chordata, Actinopteri, Gadiformes, Gadidae. Gene Ontology annotation, biological process: SRP-dependent cotranslational protein targeting to membrane, translocation; SRP-dependent cotranslational protein targeting to membrane. The record is from RefSeq and is a predicted model, not a curated record. The transcript has 17 exons. Gene Ontology annotation, cellular component: signal recognition particle, endoplasmic reticulum targeting; cytosol. The coding region runs from base 225 to 1844 and encodes 539 amino acids. Gene Ontology annotation, molecular function: GTP binding; GTPase activity; 7S RNA binding.